UCAAAAUGGGCCCACUAUUUUUUGCACGUCUGGCAAUGCCGGCGCACGGGCCGCCCAGCAUACUGGAACCGCUGGCACCGUCAUUCCGCACAACGACAACAUCGACGACGACGACCACAACAACAACUACGACAACCACAACAACAUUAGCGCCAUCAGUAUUCACCGCUAUGUUGGACAAUGUGACCACAGUGAUUAUCUUAGAUAAUGAAAUAGCACAAAAUCAAACAAACGCCACCGGCAUCUACGGCCCAAAGGGACCCAGCUACUCCAUCUCAUCAAUGGUGUUCAUGGGCUUAAUUGCCGCCAUACUCAGCAUGCUGACGGUGGUGGGCAAUUUUAUGGUUAUGAUCUCAUUCAAAAUCGACAAACAACUACAAACAAUCAGUAAUUACUUUCUCUUCUCAUUGGCCAUUGCCGAUUUCGCCAUCGGCCUCAUAUCGAUGCCACUGUUUGCGGUCACCACCAUACUCGGCUAUUGGCCAUUGGGUCCACAUAUUUGCGAUACAUGGCUCGCACUGGAUUAUCUCGCGUCGAAUGCAUCCGUGCUGAAUUUGUUGAUCAUCAGUUUUGAUCGUUAUUUUAGCGUUACACGACCACUGACAUAUCGCGCUAAACGUACCACCAAUCGGGCAGCGGUCAUGAUUGGCGCUGCCUGGGGCGUUAGUCUGCUGUUGUGGCCGCCGUGGAUUUACAGUUGGCCAUAUAUUGAGGGGCAACGCACGGUGCCGCAAUACGAGUGCUAUAUACAGUUUAUCGAGACCAAUCAGUACAUCACGUUUGGCACAGCGUUGGCGGCGUUUUAUUUUCCGGUAACGAUUAUGUGCGUGCUAUACUAUCGCAUUUGGCGUGAGACGAAGAAGCGACAGAAGGACUUGCCCAAUUUGCAGGCGGGCAAGAAGGACUCGUCAAAGCGCUCGAACUCAAGUGACGAGAAUACCGCUGUCAAUCACACGGGCAUGUUGCCCUUUGGGAAUGCUGGUGAUGGCCAUGAUUGGCGGCGACCGCGCUCCGAAUCCUCUGCCGAUGCUGAGAGUGUUUAUAUGACCAAUGUGGUCAUUGAUACCGGUUAUCAUGGUCUACAUUCACGCAGAUCAAGUAUCAAAAGCACCAACACGAUCAAAAAAUCAUAUUCUUGCUUUGGUGGCAUUAAGGAAUGGUGUAUUGCGUGGUGGCAUUCCGGACGGGAAGAUUCCGAUGAUUUCCCUUAUGAGUUAGAGGAACCUUCGGAUUAUGGCUGCACAUCCGUAAGCGUGGUACGCGACAACUAUUCACUAGGCGGCAGCGCCUGCGGCGUACGUCCGCCAAGCAUACUCCUACCCGAUGUCUCACCCACACCACUACGCCCGCCCCUGACACCACUGUCGCAACUGCAAGAGAUCUCCUCUGCAUCGGGUGCACGCGAUUCACGCUCCUUACCCGGCAAUAAUCGCAUCAGUUCACGUUCGGUAAGUCAAGAUUCCGUUUAUACAAUACUAAUACGGCUACCCUCGGAUGGGGCUAGCGCCAAUAAUGGCCCAGAAGCGCCAUCUAUCAAAAUGAUACACGAAGACGUAUCGCUACCGAUCAUAAGCGCAGCACCGCCACCACGACGACCACUCUCAUCACGUGAUUCCGAAUAUAGUUUACCGUUGGGCCGACGCAUGUCGCACGUCUCACACGAUGUACGCAUACCGCUCAAUGCGAAGGUAAUACCUAGACAAUUGGUCAAACAUGUGCAUGCCACAUCGCGCGUCGUCGCCAAGAAGAAGAAGAAGUCGCAAGAGAAGCGUCAAGAAUCGAAAGCGGCCAAAACGCUAUCGGCCAUACUCUUGAGUUUCAUCAUCACCUGGACGCCAUACAAUAUACUGGUGCUAAUCAAACCGCUGACCACAUGCUCCGAUUGCAUACCGAAUGAAUUGUGGCAAUUCUUCUAUGCGCUCUGCUACAUCAACUCGACCAUAAAUCCGGUUUGCUAUGCGCUGUGCAAUGCAUCCUUCCGCAAGACCUAUAUACGCAUACUCACCUGCAAGUGGCACACACGCAAUAGGGAGGGUAUGACGCGUGGCGUGUACAACUGAGUAAGGCCUAUGGAGGGGACGAUUAUGCGUCGCCGCGAGGGCAAUGCUGGCCUCUUCGAAUUGAAGCAGAAUCCUAAAACUAAUUCAUAAUGAAAGUGUAAGCCAUAAGCUAAGCGCUGGCUUGGCGCUCGGUGCGGUACGGUGCGUUGCGGCACGUGUGAAGCUAACGGUUUUCGUUGCUACAGCUGGCGGGGAAUCUGCAUGAACAAUGUGUAUGUAGCAUACUAUUUGUAUAUUAGCGUUUAUAUGUUUCAGUAAUGUGGUUUAGAUAUUGUCUUUACAU
Bactrocera tryoni is the source of this 2343-nucleotide messenger RNA. RefSeq names its product muscarinic acetylcholine receptor DM1 (gene mAChR-A). The coding region runs from base 6 to 2060 and encodes 684 amino acids. Gene Ontology annotation, molecular function: G protein-coupled acetylcholine receptor activity; G protein-coupled serotonin receptor activity. The transcript has 4 exons. Gene Ontology annotation, cellular component: synapse; dendrite; plasma membrane. The record is from RefSeq and is a predicted model, not a curated record. NCBI's taxonomy places the organism in Eukaryota, Metazoa, Arthropoda, Insecta, Diptera, Tephritidae. Gene Ontology annotation, biological process: G protein-coupled receptor signaling pathway, coupled to cyclic nucleotide second messenger; adenylate cyclase-inhibiting G protein-coupled acetylcholine receptor signaling pathway; chemical synaptic transmission.